Closterium sp. Naga37s-1 is the source of this 1688-nucleotide messenger RNA. Lineage: Eukaryota; Viridiplantae; Streptophyta; Zygnematophyceae; Desmidiales; Closteriaceae. The record is from the annotation of a GenBank genome assembly.
AUGAUUUCUCUUUGCAAUAGUCACGAUAGGGACAUUGACACGCACCAGACGCCGUCGACGACAUUCAGCGAUCGCUUCAACCCUCGCUUUUCCCCGUGCGCGCCGCCGCCUUCUGCGCUCGCCGGCUCCGCGCCGGAGCACUCUUUGCCGCCGGCGCGACAGGCGGUGGGAAUCAGCGGCGCGGCGAGGGAGGCCGCAGUGGCGUCGCACGCCGCGGGAGGGAUCAGCACGCAGGAGUGGCUCAUGGCGGCCGCAGUGGCGUGGAUCGCUUCAUCCGCCUUCCAGCAGGGCAAAGCUGCUGCUGUUGCAAGAUCUUCGGAGCUGCAUGGUGCUGGGAGUGGUGGUGGGCAGCGGCAUAUUCGCCACGCCAGGCGUCGUCCUGCUGCUGAGCGGUGCUGCUUCUCUAACACCCAUCCUUCUCUCCCCUCCCCCCUUGUGUUCUACCUCCCAAGCAGCAUGGUGCUGGGAGUGGUGGUGGGCAGCGGCAUAUUCGCCACGCCAGGCGUCCAUGGUGCUGGGAGUGGUGGUGGGCAGCGGCAUAUUCGCCACGCCAGGCGUCGUCCUGUUGGACUCAAGCGGAUCGCCGCUGCUGGCGCUGCUGCUGUGGCUGCUGGCAGGGAUCGUGGGGUGUAUGCAGAGCUCGGCAGCUUCAUCCCACAUGCAGGCGGCGACGGGGAGUACUUGCAGGUGGCGUUUGGAGAGCUCGCGUCGUUUGUCUUCAUGUGGAUGUUCUUCUUUGUCUCUACUGGCGGGGCCCUCUCCAUUCUUGUGGUCACAUUCGCCCGAUACGCGGUUGCUCUGUUACCAGGGGCAGUAGCAGGGGGCGAGGAGGAGAUGGAAGUGAUGGUGAUGGUGGUGGGAGGGGGGUGCGUGCUGCUGCUUACUCUUGUCAACUGCUGUGGAGUCGAAGCAGGCACGUGGCUGCAGAAUUUGCUUUCCCUCUCCAAGGCUCUCCUCAUCGCCAUAAUCCUCGCCGCCGCCCCUGCCUUCAUGCUGCUCCACGGCCCUGCCACUGCCACUGCCAACCUCCUUCAGCCGCUCCCUCCGCUGGACUCGCUUGACCUCAGCAGGCUGGGCGCUGGGCUGGUUGCAGCCAUAUGGGCGUUUGACGGAUGGAACUGCCUGGGCUUUCUAUCGGAGGAGCUUAAGGAUCCAAAGAGGGACCUGCCGCGCUCUCUCUCCAUCGGCAUGCUUAUUGCUGUCGUCAUCUGUCUGUCUGCCAACGUGGCAUAUCUCUGCAUCCUUCCCUCUCAAGCCAUAGGCAUAUCUCAGGUGGUGGCGGUGGAUUCAGUGGCGCUCGUGUUCGGCCCGGCAGCAGGCAGGCUGGUGGCGCUGCUGGUGGCAUUUAACGUGUUGGGCUCAGCCAAUGGGACUCUGCUGUGCAACGCGCGAUACUUUUACGCCAUGGCAAGGGAGGGACGUCUGCCUCGCUUCUUUGGGGCUGUCACCAAAUCCGGCGCUCCCUACGCUGCUCUCUGCCUUAUAGGUGGCUGGACCAUGGUGCUGCUCUUCUUUGCAGCCAAUCAGCUGGAGAAGCUUCUAGACUAUUUCGGCAUCGCCACGUGGAUAUUCUAUGGAGCAGUGGCAGCAGCUCUCGUCAAGCUCCGAUGGGCGUUCCCCAACGGCCCAAGGCCAUAUGAGGCUCGAUUCUACCCGCUCCCUCCCGUCAUUGCUCUCGUCGCUGCCGU